Chlamydomonas reinhardtii is the source of this 1941-nucleotide messenger RNA. RefSeq lists its product as uncharacterized. Lineage: Eukaryota; Viridiplantae; Chlorophyta; Chlorophyceae; Chlamydomonadales; Chlamydomonadaceae. The transcript has a single exon. Gene Ontology annotation, molecular function: DNA binding, bending. The record is from RefSeq and is a predicted model, not a curated record. Bases 126 to 1337 code for a protein of 403 amino acids.
GCUGUUUAGCUAGACAAAACAACUUUCAACAUUGCGAAGCACGGGGCGGCUGCCCAAUCUACAGACAGUGUCGCUUCAAACACGGAAUGCCGGUUUGACCUUGUGGCACGCGCGGGCUAGAUAAGAUGUUGCGCCAGCUUUGCAGCCGCAGCCUGCAGAGCCUGGCAUCUCUGCAGGGCCGCUGCACCUCGGGCUUGGCGACGACGCUUCGUGCUGCGAGCAGCCUGAGCGAGCUGUCACGGCCAGCCCCUUCAGUGGCGACCUCGCAAUCACCAGCAUGGUCAUAUAGAAAUAGCAACUUGCUAGCGGCGCCACCUCUGGGCUUGGGACUGGCGCCCCAGGUCCGCGUAACCCCGGACGCCUCCACCAUCCUCAGCCUCUUUGUAAGCCAGCGGCGCAACGCAGCCGCAGCGGCUGCCGCGGCCGCCGUAAAGAAGGCCGCACCGGCAAAGAAGAAGAAGAAGAGCGCGCCGAAAACGGCGGCAAGCAGCAAGCCUAAGCCCAAGCCCAAAUCGACAGCAGCAGCCGCAACCAAGGGCCGCGUGCGGACCAGACCCGCCAAAGCCCCGGCGCGCAAGUCGACCACCACCGCCGCGGCCAAACGCAAGAAGCCCGUCCGCAAUUCCAUCUCCGCCGCCGGCCGCAAGGCCGCGAAGGCCGCGGAGGUCAAGGCCCGGCUGCGAGUGCGCGCGACAGCGCAGCGCGCACGCGCGCGUGCCGCCAAGGCCCUGGCCAUGAAGCGGGAGCGCGCCAAGCUCGCGCGGAUCAGGCGGCGCGAGCGCGAAGCGCUCAGGAAGCAGAAGCAGCGGGAAAAGCUGGCCGCGGCAAAGGCCAGGGCCAAGGAGAAGGAGGCGGCACGCAUCAAGAAGGCGCCAUCGGCCUUCGGCCUGUACCUGCAAGACCACUCCAAGGCGGUGCGCGACGCCCUGCCCGCCGGCGCCGCCAGCGGCAUGCAGCGCCAGGCGCUCGCGUUCAAGGUGCUGGCGGAGCGCUUCAAGGUGCUGCCGGAGGCGGAGAAGGCGCCGUACGAGGCGCGCUCGGCGGCGCUGAAGGCGAAGGUGGCGGAGGCGCGCGCCCAGGCCAAGGCGGAGAACAGCGCCAAGGCGGCCCUCACGCCCUACAUCUUGUUCUUCAAGGAGUCCUACAGCGCCACGCGCGCCGCGCACCCGGACCUCAACGCGAAGCAGGUGGCUGCCAAGAUGGGGCAGUUGUGGAAGGCGAUGCCGGCGGAGCAGCAGCAGCGCUACCGCGACCUUUCAGAGGCGGACCGGAAGGCGAAGGGCCUGCCUGAGCUGAAGAAGAAGGCGGCAGCGCAGACUCAGGCCAAGCGGGCGUGAGUGAGUUGAUAAGGGGUUGCUUGGAGCGUACAGGAGGAGGCGGGGGCAGGGGCUUGGACGGGACGGACGGCAUGGAUUGAGUGUAGGGAGGCGCUAAGCGGCGGUACGGAUGCAGCUCCGGCAGUUGGUGGGCGUGGAUGCCAAACCCAAGACAUGAGUACGACCCCUGCUAGUGUGUCCGUUGAGGUCGGUUGCGUGUGGGCGUGCUAAGGCAGAGCAGGGUUGCAGCCGGCUGUUUGGCGCUGUCUCUGCAAGUCAUGCGAACAGUUGCGGUGGGCGAUGGCGUUGCACGAAGAUGGAGAGACAGGCUGCUGAUCCCGCGGGGCGACUGAUCGAGCCCAGUGCUGUAUGGGGCAGCGGCAGCACACUGCCGUGUACGAAGGGCAAAAGCCGCCGGCAGGCGGUGAGGGCUAUCCAGCUUAACAACACAGAUAACUGUCUGAGUUCCAGCAGCACUCGCUGGAAAGCUGCAUUGUGAGGAGGAAUGGUCGGGCACAAGUCGCCAGCAAUUAUUAUGGGCUGCGCCGGCUUGGGCGGACUGGGGGAUGGGGAGAGGUGUCGGCAACGGCGCCCACCGUUUUUGAAUGUAAAGGAUGACAUGAUG